Magallana angulata is the source of this 2763-nucleotide messenger RNA. RefSeq names its product protein FAM167A-like. The record is from RefSeq and is a predicted model, not a curated record. NCBI's taxonomy places the organism in Eukaryota, Metazoa, Mollusca, Bivalvia, Ostreida, Ostreidae. The transcript is spliced from 2 exons. Bases 1198 to 1821 code for a protein of 207 amino acids.
UAGAAAACUAAUGUGUUCUCCAAAUGCAAUAAUGUACAUUCAGUGUUAAAUUCACCAAGUUUUUUACUUUAUCAUAUCAGGGACGUAUAUACGUCCCUGAUCAUGUAGCCUAUUCUUUGAUAUUGGUGAGCGAUAAAAAGAAUCAUGAUUAAUCAUUAAUCAUUAAAAUGUCUUUUUUUAUUGUUGAUAUUCACAUAUAAAUUAAUUAUACAUGAAUUCCAUUUUAUCGGCCAAUCAUAACGUAUUGAUGCUGCAUGGAAACAAUUAUACUGGAAUGUUAAACAUUGCAUGGUCAAUCGAAUGAUUUCUUACUCAAACAUUAUUUGCAAUCCGAUCGCUUGAACUUUUCUACAUGUUUAUUUAAUAUUGCAAUUUUUUUAUUCACAAACAUGAACCGCAAAUAUAUUGAUGUCCACAUAUUUUCUUCAUUGCACGGGAAAAAAGAUUUUGACAUUUCGAAGCUUGUUUUUCUUUUAUAGAAUUUGAUUUAAUGAUACAUGUAAUUCAAAGAGAGAAAAAAUUAAAGCAAACUCCCAGAUUAUGUAUAAUUGUCAUUUAUUGCAACAUAUAAAUGACUAGGUAAUACUACAAUGUAUAAAACAUAAUAUGAAUUAAAUUGGCUUGGCUUAAUUCUCCCCCAAAAAUAUUCAUUCACAAUUAUAAUUGUAAUCCAGGCUUAACGUUUUGUAUAUAUGUCCUUCAUAUUCACAAACGUUUCCCAAUUAAAUUGAAAUAUUUUGUUUCCAUUGACUUGUUCAGGGCGAAUGGAGGUGAAGAGAUGAGACAAUGAACUUGGACAAAGGUGCAAAUAAACGUUUGUUCUUAAGAUUUGUGUUAUAUCGCGACGUAAAUGAAAAGUAUGUACCUUUUGUUUCAGAAAGUCUCUGUGUCCUGAACUGAGACUAACUGGGCUCUUAGUUUUGUAUGCCUGACCCCCAUAUGGUGUGCAGCGUUUGUCACUAUAUAACUCGCUCCAAUAAAGAAUAAUGUGGAAAUACUAGAUAUUCUGCUUCAAUCAGAACAAUAAGAAGUAAUCAGAUCUGAAAGUUAAAUUUACUCUGAAAGAAUUAAGAGAUUUAUCCUACAUACGCAGGUGCUAUAACGGGUUUUGCGGUUGUCGUUUGAGAAUUGAAUCUUGGUCAGGUGGAUAUAAGUUUAUAAACUAGCUUGGACGGUUAGAUAUAACCUUAUAGGAAAAUGCGGAAAAACUUUUCCGCUGCCGAUCUGGAUGAUGCUCGAGAGGACGCGUUACCAUGGACGCCAAUGCUAGCUUUACCUGUUUCUGAGAAGACAAAAAUCAGACAGUCCUUGUCAUCCAGUGAUUUGAAGGCCAUGGGCCAGAUCCAUUCUGUAGAUAUAUACAUGUACUUGUUCAGGUUGAAAUGUAAAACCAGAAAACUGCGUCUGGACACAAGGAGACAAAGUUACGCAGAAUGGAGGGCAGGCAUUGGGAAAUACCAUUCGAAAGAUUCAAUAUGUGAGGUGGAUAAUAACUUCAAAGGUGUUCCGACUGACGAAGAUGUCAGUAGAAUUAACAAUUCUUUAAAAUGGAUUAGAGAAGAGCUGACAAAGAUGAGGGAACAAGACGAGGACCUGGCCCGACAGUUCCUGACCAUCCACAGCGAGAUCCAGAAACUGAAACUAGAGUGGAGCUGGCAGUUCCACGAGCUCACGCUACAGGACGCCGCCAUGGACCUCCAGGAGGUGGACGAGAUCAAACGAAUCUCGGACCUACCGCUGGCCUCAGAGACGGAAACGUCCCUGGUGGAUCUAGGACUCACAAAAUUGAAUCUGUGCCAUAGAAAAUACUCUGUUCUGUAACCCAGUAUCUUAGUAUUUAUCUAAACACUUUAUCAUUAUUAAAUGUGUAGUUUAGCUACAUUUAGUUAAAUUUUGAAAGAUUAAAAACCGUCAAUAACAACUUAUGGGAAAAAAGGUUGUAAUGUAAAAUCUGCAUCAAAUAUGAAUUGAGACUUCAUACUUUUAAAGUAUUUUACUCUAGGAAAACUUUCUAUAUCCCCUUUUUAGAGAAGGAGGUGCCUUUUUAUGAUAGUUGUUGUUAACACACAUACAGUUCAAGGCUUAAGUUUAUUUUUUUAGUAAAGACGUUUCUAUAUAACUGAUACCUUUCCAUUGUCUCGUUAAGCUAUGUCCAUACAUUUAUAGAAAUACAGCUGAAAGUUCCGUGAUUUUUUAAUCGGGUUGUCAGCGAUUUUUGAGAAUUUAAUUUUUGAUCACUUCCCUAGGGCAAAAAGACAAUCCGUCACCGUCUAUCCCUGACCCCCAGGGUUGUCAUUAUGUAGAAGUUCAUUAACAUUUAACCUAACUUUGCAGUCUGCUGUCUUUAAACUUGACCAUGAGACAGCAAAACCGAUCCUACAAUGGUAUUUACUCAAGAACUUAACAUUUAAAUAUUUUGUUUACGGAGCCACUUGGUAUGGGAUUUGCAGGCAUUUGCAUGUUUAUUUUCUUUAUUAAGUGUGUUGUUAUUAACAUGAUCACUGGGUAGUCAAUAUUUGAGAUUGCCUACGUAUACAAUUUUAAACUUGUAAAAUCUGUAAUAUUUUGACAAUGGUUAAUUGUAAUAAAUUUUUGCUUUGAAUUUAAUCUUUUAUCUAAGCUUUAAAACAUUAUUUUCCCUCAAUACACAUGUCCACUUAUAUGAAGAUUUCCUUUCAACACAUUUACAUACCUUUGUAUACACAUUUUCGUUUGAUUAUUUAUAAAGUAAAAUUCAACAUUUACUAGUAUAUAAUAAACGUA